This is a messenger RNA of Mangifera indica (mango), 1059 nucleotides long. RefSeq names its product PRKR-interacting protein 1. The record is from RefSeq and is a predicted model, not a curated record. Gene Ontology annotation, molecular function: protein kinase binding; protein kinase inhibitor activity; double-stranded RNA binding. NCBI's taxonomy places the organism in Eukaryota, Viridiplantae, Streptophyta, Magnoliopsida, Sapindales, Anacardiaceae. Gene Ontology annotation, biological process: negative regulation of protein kinase activity. Gene Ontology annotation, cellular component: nucleolus.
AAUGACUUCAAUUUUCAUUUUGCGUCCUUCUUCCUCCCUCCCAACCUUUCCCCUACGUUUCAUUUUCAUUCAGAAACCCUAGAACCUUCGUCGCCAUAGAGGAUUCUCAUCGGUUAUCUGUUCAUCGAUUAAGCAAAAUGUCGACGGGAAAACCCAAGGACGGGGACCUACAGCUGGCCGCCAUGGCUGAUAAGUCAAAACCUGGGGCAGCAUCGACGGCGCUUGUGGAGUACGCAGGGCCAGUUUUCAAGGAGGAAGAAGAAGACCUCGAGAUUAAGCUCCGCCGCAUCAUGGAAAACGUGCCUGUCCGUGUUAGCAACACAUCUGGAAGUUCUGCCGGUUCCGGCUCGGGAGACUUCCAUCAGUAUCGGCAGAUGAGACGAAAAGAGCAGGACCGGCUUGCCAGGAUGGAUGCUGACUACCAGAAAAGGAAAGAAGUAGCGGAGUUCAUAAUGAAGGAAGAAAGACUAAAAGCGGCAGAGGAACGAACAGCAAAGAAGCGUUCGAAACGCCAAAAGAAAAAGCAAAGGAAGAAAGAGAAAAGGAAACUGAAUGCUGGUGGGGAAGAGCAACAGAAAGAAGAAGAUUCAUCAGAUGAUGGUGAUGAUGGGGACUCCGAUAAAGACGAGGAAGCAGUAAAACAAAGAAAGCUCUGCUGAAACUUAUCAAUUUCAAACCAUUGCCAAAAGCUUGCUUACCAUGGACAUCUGAGAUGCAGCACUUCUACAGAUUGCAGUAUGUGAAGUCUACAGUCAGAAGGAAAUUAAAAAACAAAUGGUAUAGUUGAUUUUGAUCACAGAUUUGGUGCAUUUCCUGCUGAGUGAACAAAGUUUGUCCAUUUCCAUGGCAUGGUCGUGUUCUCCCAAGUGUAAUGAACAGUUUAUUGUAUUUACCAGUGUAUGGACACAAUGUGAUAUUAUUGCACAUCAACUUACAGCCAGAAAUCAGAAAUCUGGUAUUAUUAGAGAGUGGGCAGAUAUGGUGGUUGAUGAGAUUUGGUGAAUCCCACUUAAUUGUUAACAAUGAAGGGUUCCCCCAGCAAGUUCUCAUUAUUUAACA